GAAAUCUAAAGCUCAUCUCUUAGCUCCUCUGUACUCCUCCUCCACACUUCCCUCCAACGAGUUCCAAAACCCGAGAAGCCAUGUCGCUCACGAUCCCGACGAACCUCGUUCUCAACCCGAGAUCCAACAAAUCUCUCACUCAAUCCUUGCCUAAAUCCACCGCGAGAUUCGUCUGCUCCGACGACAAAUCCGCGACGCAGCAACAGUCCAUGAAGGCUUUCUCCACCGCAGUGGCUCUCUCCUCCAUCCUCCUCUCAGCUCCGAUGCCAGCCGUUGCUGAUAUCUCGGGGUUGACACCUUGCAAGGAGUCGAAACAGUUCGCCAAGAGGGAGAAGCAACAGAUCAAGAAGCUUCAGUCAUCUCUUAAGCUCUACGCUCCGGAAAGUGCUCCUGCUCUUGCUCUUAACGCUCAGAUCGAGAAGACUAAACGCAGGUUCGACAACUAUGGCAAGUAUGGACUUCUCUGUGGCGCAGACGGUCUACCCCACCUGAUAGUGAACGGAGAUCAGCGGCAUUGGGGAGAGUUCAUAACUCCAGGCCUUCUCUUCCUCUACAUUGCUGGAUGGAUCGGGUGGGUUGGAAGAAGCUACUUGAUAGCAAUCAGCGAUGAGAAGAAACCAGCAAUGAAAGAGAUCAUCAUUGAUGUUCCAUUGGCUAGUCGCCUCAUCUUCCGUGGUUUCAUUUGGCCUGUUGCUGCUUACAGAGCGUUACUCAAUGGCGAUCUCAUUGCCAAGGAUGUCUAGAAAAACAAAAACAAAUCUAUAUUUGUUGUUUUGGUUUGCUUCUCUCUCUUUCUCUCUAUCUCAUGUUUUCCAGUGUAUGUAUUGAUAUCUCUAAUUAACUCUUCCAUUUCUAAGAAUAUCUUUGGAUUAAAUGUUAAA
This is a messenger RNA of Brassica oleracea var. oleracea, 881 nucleotides long. RefSeq names its product photosystem I reaction center subunit III, chloroplastic. The transcript is spliced from 2 exons. The record is from RefSeq and is a predicted model, not a curated record. Gene Ontology annotation, biological process: photosynthesis. Gene Ontology annotation, cellular component: photosystem I reaction center; chloroplast thylakoid membrane; photosystem I. NCBI's taxonomy places the organism in Eukaryota, Viridiplantae, Streptophyta, Magnoliopsida, Brassicales, Brassicaceae. The coding region runs from base 81 to 743 and encodes 220 amino acids.